Paramuricea clavata is the source of this 819-nucleotide messenger RNA. The record is from the annotation of a GenBank genome assembly. NCBI's taxonomy places the organism in Eukaryota, Metazoa, Cnidaria, Anthozoa, Malacalcyonacea, Plexauridae.
AUGUCUUCUCGAAUAGUGCUGCGAAAUUGUCUAUACGGAAUCAACGUAAAUGAAGGGCCAUUGUACUUUGCAUCGCCUGAAAUUAAGGACAAAAUUAACUUGGUUACUUAUGACGAGAACAUUCCUGGUUCAGAAAUAGUGAAUAGUAUUUUGUAUAACCUUUGUAACGUGUUUCCUCCGCAAGAAGACAUCGUUAAAGCUAGGAUAAAUGAUCGAAGUUUGGAAAGCGGACUUAGAGCAAAAUGGAACGAAAGUGGUUCUAUUUGGAGCAGUUUCUUGUUGGCUAUGAAUUCGGAAACAGAGAGAUCCUAUCAAAGCAGUUUUGUUGUAAAGAUCAACAAUGAAGAUAAUGAAAAUACACAGCAGUAUACAAGAGAUAUCAUUGAUUUUGCCAAAUCGUUUGGAAUACCCUGCAUUUUGAAGCUCGUUCCAAGAGAAACCAAGCCGGGGUAUAUGGUUGAUAUUAUUUCAUGUGAAUCUCAAAGCCCUGAGAUAGAUCGAUUUGAGAUAUUACCAGUGAAAUAUUCUGGCUAUCAUCCAUUGUUUAACUUCGGACACUCGAUUUUCAAAAGUUUUGACGAGACACGAAAUAUACUUGAUCUCGCGGAUUGCCAUUUGACCCUACCUGAAAUUAAGAAAUUGAAACAUUUAGUCGAAGAAUACUCCAAGAAGACUUCCCCAACAAAAGCUGCUUAUCCAAAUCCAUUUAUUGUUGUAGAGGGUCUGGAUGGUGUCGGUAAGUUUAUACUUCAAGUAAGAAUAGUUGAAAUGAGAAUUAUAUUGUUGUUUAUACCGGGGUCACAUGCACUAAGGUUUUAG